Messenger RNA from Gossypium raimondii (Peruvian cotton), 3330 nucleotides. RefSeq lists its product as uncharacterized. Gene Ontology annotation, molecular function: zinc ion binding; nucleic acid binding. Gene Ontology annotation, biological process: DNA integration. The record is from RefSeq and is a predicted model, not a curated record. NCBI's taxonomy places the organism in Eukaryota, Viridiplantae, Streptophyta, Magnoliopsida, Malvales, Malvaceae. The transcript is spliced from 6 exons.
AUGGCGGAAGGAGGUGGAAGGCAACCAAUCCGAAACAUUGCGCCUGGAGGAGGUGGAGUGGCGGAUUUGGCUCAACAAGCCUUGUUACGAGAAAUCCAACGCAUGAUCCGAGCCAAAAGUGAUCAAGGAUCAAACAUAAGUGACGGACGAAGAGGUCAAAGGAACCGAGGUAAUCGGAAUCAAAGACGCAUGGAUGACGACUUAAGGAACAUUAAACUAUCCAUUCCAUCCUUUCAAGGAAAAUCUGAUCCGGAAGCCUACUUGGAAUGGGAGAAGAAGAUCGAAUUGGUUUUUGAUUGCCAUAAUUAUUUCGAGAUCAAAAAGGUGAAGUUGGUGGCCAUAGAAUUCUCCGAUUACACUAUGAUUUGGUGGGAUCAACUCACUACAAGCCGAAGAAGGAAUGGGGAAAGGCCAAUAUCAACUUGGGCUGAGAUGAAGGCCGUGAUGCGACACCGAUUCAUUCCCUCCUAUUACCAUCGGGAACUCUAUCAAAAACUUCAAAAUCUUACUCAAGGCUCAAAGAGUGUUGAGGAUUAUUUUAAAGAGAUGGAGAUCGCGAUGAUCCGAGCCGAUGUCCAAGAAGAUCGUGAAGCAACGAUGGCGCGAUUCCUUGCUGGUCUCAAUCGAGACAUCGCCAACAUUGUGGAAUUGCAACAUUACAUCGAGAUUGUGGACAUGGUACAUAUGGCCAUUGAGGUACAGAAGCAACUUAAACGAAAAGGUACCACCCAAAGUUAUCCAACCCCAAGCACAACUAGAUGGGGGCAAAGCUCGAGUAAAACUAAUCCUCCUAGUCGUGCCAAGGAGCCAAUGGUGCCUGCUAAAGCAAACAAACCUAUGGGCGAUACGAGCAAAGGUAAGGCAACCGAUUCAUUUACUAAUCGUUCAAGGGAUACUAAGUGUUUUAAGUGCCUUGGAAGAGGCCAUAUUGCGAGUCAAUGUCCCAACCGUAACAUUAUGGUGGUUCGAGCAAAUGGAGAAAUAGAAUCGGAGGAAGAAGAGCUUGAAAAUGAGCCUGAAACCGUCUCUGACAAUGAAGAAGAAGUGGAGCACGCUCUUGAUGGAGAACUCCUAGUAUUCAAAAGGAGCCUAAGUAUCCAAAGCAUCGACGAUGAGCAACAACGAGAAAACAUCUUCCAUACUCGUUGUCAAGUACAAGGAAAGCUAUGUAGCGUCAUCAUCGAUGGAGGAAGUUGUACGAACGUGGCGAGUACUCUCAUGGUGGAAAAGUUGAAUCUACCGACCACCAAGCAUCCAAAUCCGUACAAACUUCAAUGGCUCAACGAUGGAGGAGAGUUAAAGGUGACAAAGCAAGUUUUAGUUUCAUUUUCUAUUAGAAAAUAUUCCGAUGAAGUGCUAUGCGAUGUUGUUUCAAUACACGCAGGUCACUUGUUAUUGGGCCGUCCAUGGCAAUUCGAUCGUCGAGAUUUCCAAGACAUUUUUCCGGAUGAAGUGCCAAGUGGGUUGCCACCACUUCGUGGGAUCGAGCACCAAAUCGAUUUUGUGCCUGGAGCCGUUAUUCCAAACCGACCGGCAUACUGAACCAAUCUCGAAGAGACCAAAGAGCUUCAACGUCAAGUUAACAAACUCAUGGAAAAGGGCUACAUUCGAGAAAGUCUUAGUCCAUGUGCCGUACCGGUUUUGUUGGUGCCUAAGAAGGACGGAACGUGGCGUUUCGUGGUUAGCUCGGAGGGCCACGAAGUAGAUAGCGAAAAGAUUAAAGCGAUUCAGGAAUGGCCGAGACCGACGAGCAUAAGCCAAGUGCGAAGUUUCCAUGGCUUGGCAAGCUUCUAUAGGCGUUUUGUGCCUAAUUUUAGCACGUUAGCCGCACCGUUGACAAGCACUAUCAAGAAGAAUUCGACUUUUCAUUGGGGCAAAGAGCAAGAAAAUUCUUUUAAUAUUAUUAAAGAUUGUCUUACUAAAGCUCCGUUGUUAACAUUGCCUGAUUUUUCUAAAACAUUUGAAAUUGAGUGUGAUGCCUCAGGUGUUGGAAUAGGUGCCGUGUUAACUCAAGACGGGAGGUCGAUCGCUUACUUUAGUGAAAAGUUGAAUGGUGCUGUGCUAAACUACCCCGUUUAUGACAAGGAGAUGUAUGCACUUAUCCGCGCUCUCGAGACUUGGCAACAUUAUUUGUGGCCGAAGGAGUUCGUGAUCCAUUCGGAUCAUGAAGCGUUAAAGCACAUUAAAGGACAACACAAAUUAAACAAACGCCAUGCUAAGUGGGUAGAGUAUUUGGAGUCAUUUUCCUAUGUCAUUAAAUAUAAAAAGGGUAAGGAAAAUAUCGUAGCUGACGCUCUUUCAAGAAGGUGCGAUGGCCUUCUUUUUAAAGAAGGAAAAUUAUGUGUGCCGCAAGGUUCGAUACGGGAGUUGUUAGUAAAUGACGCGCAUAGCGGAGGUCUUAUGGGCCAUUUCAGCGUUGGAAAAACCUUAGCAACCCUCCAAGAGCAUUUUUAUUGGCCGAAAAUGAAAUGGGACGUUGAACGAGUGUGUGCACGAUGUGUGACGUGCAAGAAGGCCAAAUCCAAGAUUAAGCCGCACGGGUUGUAUACGCCGCUCCCUAUUCCCGACGCACCUUGGGAGGACAUCUCCAUAGAUUUUGUCCUUGGAUUGCCUAGGACUAAAACUGGGAAGGACUCUACUUUUGUUGUUGUUGAUCGCUUCUCAAAAAUGUCUCAUUUUAUUUCUUGUUCAAAAACUGAUGAUGCCGUUCACAUUGCUAAUCUUUUCUUUAAGGAAAUUAUUCGUUUGCAUGGCAUCCCGAGGACGAUUGUUUCUGAUCGAGACGCAAAGUUUUUGAGUCACUUUUGGAGGUCAUUGUGGGGAAAGUUAGGAACUAAGUUGCUGUUUUCAACCACUUGCCACCCCCAAACGGAUAGCCAAACGGAAGUGGUCAACCGAGUGCUAUCAACUUUGUUACGAGCCAUCAUACGGAAAAAUCUCAAGUCGUGGGAGGAGUGUUUGCCGCAUAUAGAAUUUGCGUAUAAUCGAUCCGUUCACUCGGCAACCAAACACUCUCCUUUUGAAAUCGUUUAUGGGUUUAAUCCGUUAACUCCUUUAGAUUUAGUAUCUUUGCCUAACAUCAACGUUCACAUGAGAAAGGAACGUUUUCCAGCUCAACGUAGAUCAAAGUUACUACCGCGUGGUGACGGGCCUUUCCAAGUUUUGGAGCGAAUUAGCGAAAAUUCUUAUCGGCUUGAUCUGCCAAGUGAGUAUAAUAUAAGUGCGAGUUUUAAUGUGUCUGAUUUAUCCCCUUUUGAUGCAGAUUCCGAUUUGAGGGCAAAUCGCAUUGGUUCGUGCACUUCAAGUAUGGCAACAUUACUCGCUGCCUAA